AUGUCGACUCCACCAGGAGUUCCCUCACCUAACAGCAGCAACAAUGCACGCAACGACGAAUGCCAGAAAAUGGCCGAAAGUCUCUGGAACCAAGCAAUGCAGCAUCUCAGCGAAGACGACCAGCAGCUUCUCGCAAGUCUCCAAAACGAUAAGCUCGACAUCCUGAAUGCCGUCCUUGACGAAGUUGAGACCAAGAAGCAGCACUGCCUCAACAAGCGCUGGACAUACAAGGGACGGGAUGGGAAGUCCAAGUUUCUGCGCGACCUGUGCGAUAAGAUGAUCGCGCGGGUGACCAAAUUCAAGGAGCUGGGAGACACACUUGUCAGGCUUGAUGUCUCUGGGCAUGCGGCAAUGCCUUGGGCGGGAGUGAGCUUCCUCCUUCAGGCUUCUAGCAAUGAAUCACAGACGUUUGGUCGAAUGCUCGAGGGCGUCGAGCAUGUUUCCUUCCUCAUAACGCGGUAUGCCCUUGUGGAGCAUGCAUACUUUAGCCCUUCUGGGGGAACCGAUGCCUUGAUGGAUCAUCUGAGCGGCGAUGAAAAAUCUUCUCUCAAAGGAGACAUGGUCAUGAUGUACAGCUCCAUACUGACCUUUCUCGCCAAGGCAUCGGCAUACUAUAGCGAGAGGAUUGCGAAAAGCGUCAUUGACACACCCGAAUCUGCAGUUGAUGAUUUUUUGGAUGACAUCACAUUUAAAGAGAACAAGAUCUCACGUACUCAGCAUUUGCUACACCAAAGCUCCUUGAACCUACUAUGGGAGCAAGGCGCUGACAUACGUCUUGUUGUUAAGCAUCUCUGCGCUCUGGAGGACCCCGUCAACCGACUUACAGCACAAAUGUCCGAUAUCAAAAAGAAGUUAGACGGAAACUGGCUGCUACGGAACAUUGAGUUUCUCGACUGGGAAAGAUCGAGAAGCUCUUCCAUUCUUUGGGUCCAUGGCAUGCCUGGUUGCGGCAAGAGCUAUCUGCUAUCAUUUUUUGUCGAUCAUGUUACCGAGAAGUCUCCAUCUCAGCGGCCACUCACUGCAUUCUUUUACUGCUCGAGGAACAAGGCUGAGCCUGAAAGACAAGACGCUACGAGCAUCAUGCGAUGCCUUCUGAAGCAACUCUGCUCGGAUUCGGCCGACGAACCUAUUCGCGACCCGGUGGCAACGACCUUCAAACAACGGAAAGAAGCUGCUACACGUCGUGGUCAGGAGGUUGAACCAUUUUCACUCGAAGAAACCACAAGCCAGAUCAUUGAUGUUCUUAGUUUCAGACAAGAUCCGGCCUUCAUUAUUCUCGAUGCUUUGGAUGAGUGCAGUGUUGACAGCGUCCAUGAUCUUCUUGAUGCGCUGGAGCAAAUUCUGCAGGAAGCGUCGGGCUUGACAAAGGCUUUUGUUACCAGUCGUGAUGAUGGCAACAUUAGGAACAGACUUGAGGGGGCGACGAACGUUUAUAUUGAUGCGUCAAACAACUCGGAUGAUAUCAAUCGAUUCAUCGUCGCUGAAGUUGAGAAGGACAUUUCCAGGGGAAAAUUACUCGAGGGAAGAGUCUCGAAAUCUCUCAAAGACGAAAUUGUGACGACUUUGAAGAACAAGGCUGGUGGAAUGUUCCGCUGGGUCAGCCUUCAGUUGGAACACAUCUCCAACUCCGGGAAGUUCAAGAUCCCUGAAGCUGUCCGGGACGAGCUCGGGAAACUUCCAGCGACGCUAGGGAAGUCCUACGAUGUGAUCUAUACGCAAAUUCUUGACGUCCUGAGUAUUCCGCCGCUCAUCUUCGAAACGUCGUACCUACGCGUGCUUGCCUCAGUGUCUUCUUCUUCCCAUCCGAAGAGUCAUCCUGUCCUCAUCACUUGGGCUGUCCGCACUGGGAUUGUCUCGCGGCUACUCCUGGGGCUAGCAUCGGAGAACCCGAUCGCUCAACGAUCAGACAAUUCCUACUUUGGCAACCUGGCAUUGAUGACUCUCCAUUUCGAAGAUGGCAGGAUUUUGUCUUCGACAAUCUGA
Lasiodiplodia theobromae is the source of this 1983-nucleotide messenger RNA. RefSeq lists its product as uncharacterized. Bases 1 to 1983 code for a protein of 660 amino acids. The transcript is spliced from 8 exons. NCBI's taxonomy places the organism in Eukaryota, Fungi, Ascomycota, Dothideomycetes, Botryosphaeriales, Botryosphaeriaceae. The record is from RefSeq and is a predicted model, not a curated record.